AUGGCGUCACCAGACUCAUUUCUCGAAAUUGAGCAGCGAAAUCGGCUGCCGACACUGUUCGAAGUUCUGAGUCGGCGCACUUUAGCGCCAGUUGAUCUCUUCUCAUUCUACAUUUACAUGCGCGACCAGCAUCGCUCUGUGGACUACCUCGAUUUCUGGCUCGAUGUCUCUCAGCACAUGUCACUUUGUCGUCACUACGUCCGAGAGCUUCGCCGCUCGGUCUUGGUUGCAACUCCAGAUAUGGAGAGAAUCGACAGCCGCGGGUCUGCAAUGCUGGAAAAUUUGGAAAAUCUGGGCGACAUCCCACUUGUAGAGGCUGGUCCCUCUCGUAUGCAUCAGAACGAAAAGGAUCGUGAUGCCGAUCAUCGCCUGUCUGCUUUUUUGCGAUCGGAAGGCCACACUUCCCACUCUCCUCAGAACAGUGUUGGCUCUCAACAGUCUGCGCUCGAUCAUCGACCAAGCAGCGGCAAUGGCAACGGCAUUGAUUCCAAUUCUCCUGGUCACACAGUCGGCCGCCACGACAUUCGAGCCAGCGCAGAAAAGAUUCUCUACACUUACCUGCUUCCCGGCGCCGAGCGAGAGAUUGUUCUGCCCGAAACUAUGGUCUCAACUUGUAUCAAUCUGAUUGAGGACGAUGGCCGCGAUGAUCCCCAAGUCUUUGACGCUGCGAAGGACUAUGUCUUUCAAGCCAUGGAGCGUGACGCGUUUCCCGGGUUUUUGCAGGCCAAGGCGCUGGGAAACCUGGUCCCGCUUAGCAUCGUUGCUCGCCUGGCUUUUGCUCUGAUCUGCUUUGGUGGAGGGUUCUGGGGUGCCUUCUACGUGGUCUUGCGCAACAAGCCCCGCCAUAUCCGAUGCUGGGUGAUCCUGCCCUUUGCCGUUGCUGCGUACUUUAUUGUUUCGUAUCAAUACAGAAUCGACCCUAUCAUGGCAUUCCUGGGAUACAGUGAAUACACAUUCAUGAGCUGGGGCGUCAUUCGAGAGCCCUAUGUACGCAAGCUUUUGAACAAACGAGCUCUGGUCACCGCUUUGAUGUCUUUCUUGACCGCUGCUGCUCUGAGCAUUCUGUUCAUCUUCGUCCCCGGAACCAUGCUGUGA
Molecule: messenger RNA, 1095 nt
Organism: Penicillium oxalicum
Lineage: Eukaryota; Fungi; Ascomycota; Eurotiomycetes; Eurotiales; Aspergillaceae
Gene: rgsB
Exons: 2
Coding region: 1-1095 (364 amino acids)
Biological process (GO): intracellular protein localization
Cellular component (GO): plasma membrane
Source: RefSeq, a predicted model, not a curated record